GUUAAUGCAGUUCACAUUGCUAAAACAUCAAAAUUAUUACGCUCCUGUAAACCUGUUAUUAAAGGAUAUCUUAUAACAAGAGGUAGUUCUUCCCGGUCGGAGUCCUUUCUGUCAGGAUGUAACGCAAACUUUCUCGAAGCGCAGUACGUCGACUGGGUGAAAAAAAAUCCAGUUGAUUCCUCUUGGGACUGUUUCUAUGAAAGCCUCAACGCGAACGAGUUGAAAAUUGAAGAUGUCGAAGACGAGUUCACACCUAAAACAAAAACUGGUGAACAAAGUUGCAAGAAAGCUGAUGAUAACAAGGAAACAAUCAAGUUGCACCUGGCCGUGCAACAUUUGAUUCGAGGCUUCCAGAUCCGUGGGCACCUGCUGGCGCAGACUGACCCGUUGCGCAUGGCAAUCGCGGCCGACUGGAUCCUGCGAGCAAAGAACCAGCGCAUGAAGGCCGAAGCCGACUCUUCGACUCGACUGUCCAACUUCGAGUCGAAGUUCGUCGCUAGAGAGCUGGGAACUGUUCUCACUGACGCUCAUAUGAAUAUGAAAUUUGAACUUCCUCCAAUGUGCUACUUGGGAGGGAAAGAGCAUGAAUUGACAUUAAGCGAGAUAAAGAGGCGUCUGGAGAAUGUGUACUGCGGGUCGAUUGGCGUGGAGUACAUGCACGUGCACGACAUGGACAGCCUCCAUUUCGUGCGCGAGAAUCUCGAGACGCCUGGCAUUAUGGAGAAGACGCCAGAGCACAAGAAGCUCAUACUCCGCAGGCUCACCAAGGCUGUCUUCCUUGAGAAAUAUUUCGCAACAAAAUGGCCGGCCGAAAAGCGGUUUGGAUUAGAGGGUGGCGAGAGCCUGAUCGUGAUGCUGGAAGAGAUCGUUGACACGGCCACAGAGCUCGGCGUCGAGUCCAUUGUCAUGGGCAUGCCGCAUAGAGGUCGCCUGAACGUGCUGAUCAACGUGUGUCGGAAGCAGCUAACGGACAUCUUUGCUCACUUCAGACCAAUGGAGCCCAAAGAAGUGGGUUCGGGAGAUAUCAAAUACCAUUUGGGUACGUACAUUCAUCGGUUCAUCCGGCGUACGAACCGUUACAUCAAAGUAUCGAUGAGCUGCAACCCCUCGCAUUUGGAGGUGGUAACGCCCGUAGUGACAGGCAAGGCGCUCGCCGAGCAGCACUGGACCGGGGACAAGAAUGGUGAUAAGGUAAUGGCAAUAAUAAUGCAUGGGGACGCGGCAUUCGCGGGCCAGGGCGUGGUGUACGAGACGGCGCACAUCGGCCAACUGCCGCACUUCACGACCCAUGGCAGCAUUCACAUCGUCGUUAACAACCAGAUCGGCUACACCACCGACCCUAGGUUCGCCAGGAGCUCGCCCUACUGCACAGACGUGGCGAAGUGCGUUGACGCGCCCGUAUUCCACGUGAACGGAGACGAUCCGGAGGCGGUGGCGCACGCAGCCAUGCUCGCUAUCAAGUACCGCUGUCGCUUUAAGAAGGACGUCAUCCUCGACCUUGUGUGCUACCGCCGCUUCGGCCACAGCGAGGAGGACGAGCCCAUGUUCACGCAGCCCUUCAUGUACAAGAAGAUCAGGAAAAUGCCAACCGUGGACAAGCUGUACGCGGAAAAGGUGAAGGCAGAAGGCGUGGUGACGGACGCCGACAUCAAGCAGUGGGAGAAGGAGUACACGGACACUCUCAACAAGCACUUUGAGCUCGCCAAGAAGAUCACAAAACUCAGCAUUAUGGACUGGAUCGAUACGCCCUGGACUGGAUUCUUUGAAGCGAGAGAUCCUAAAAAGGUUGAAGAAACCGGAGUAUGUGAGGCAUCUAUUAUGACAAUUGCGAAUCACUUCUGCAAGCCGCCGGAGCCGUGGGCAUUCGAAACACAUAAAGGAAUCAACAAGAUUUUGCAAAAUCGAGAGAAAUUGGUGAAGGAGGGCAUCGCGGACUGGGCGAUGGGUGAGGCGCUGGCAUAUGGCUCGCUACUGCGUGACAACAUACACGUGAGGCUCACCGGCGAGGACGUCGAGCGUGGCACCAUGGCGCACAGACAUCACGUGUACCAUCAUCAAGGUGUAGAUGGUGCCACCUACCGCGUGCUAGACACCAUAUACCCGGACCAGGCCAAGUACUCGCUGCACAAUAGUUCACUAUCAGAAUUUGGUAUCCUCGGCUUCGAGACAGGUUACUCCUACUACAGUCCACACCAACUGUCGAUCUGGGAAGCGCAAUACGGUGACUUUGCGGACACAGCGCAGCCUGUUUUCGACACCUUCACCAGUAACGGCGAAAGCAAGUGGAUCUGUCAGUCGGCGCUCGUCGUCGCCCUGCCACACGGCAUCGAUGGCGCGGGUCCGGAGCACUCGUCGGCGCGUGUGGAGCGCUAUCUGACUAUGUGCGAUGAUCACGAGGACCAGGUGCCCGAUCUCGACGACAAGGAUAUGGCCUUAAAACAACUGAAGGUUGCGAACUGGAUAGUGUGUAACGUGACCAACCCCGCGAAUUAUUUCCAUCUGAUGCGGCGCCAGAUCGCGCUACCUUUCCGUAAGCCGCUGAUCCUCUUCACGCCUAAGGUCGGCCUCAAACACCCAUAUUACAGAUCGCCCUUCAAGGACUUCUACCCCGGCACGUGCUUCCGAAGGGCAAUACCAGAAGACGGUCCGGCAUCGAAGAAUCCAUCCUGCGUGAAGAAGUUAAUCUUCUGUUCUGGGAAAGUGGCAAUCACGAUCACUGAGCUACUAAAAGAGAAGAAGCUAGAAGAUAAGAUUGCGAUGUGCCGGAUUGAGCAGCUGUAUCCGUUCCCCUACGACAUCGUGCUGAAGGAGUUCUGCAAGUACCCGAAGGCCACGGUCGCGUUCUGCCAGGAGGAGCACAGGAACCAAGGGCCCUGGCUCUACUGUAAAGUCAGGAUGGAGAAUUUGUUUGGAAAAAAGAUUGAAUGCAUCUCGCGACCGCCCAGUUCUGCGUCAGCGACGGGAAUCAAGUGGCUACAUCAAAAGGAAUUGAAGGCAUUGAAAGAAGCUAUUAUCAAAAUAUAGACUUGUGUAACGUACUCUAACAUUUGAUGAUGUUUUAU
Molecule: messenger RNA, 3062 nt
Organism: Papilio machaon (common yellow swallowtail)
Lineage: Eukaryota; Metazoa; Arthropoda; Insecta; Lepidoptera; Papilionidae
Product: 2-oxoglutarate dehydrogenase, mitochondrial
Exons: 21
Coding region: 394-3024 (876 amino acids)
Biological process (GO): tricarboxylic acid cycle
Cellular component (GO): mitochondrion; oxoglutarate dehydrogenase complex
Molecular function (GO): thiamine pyrophosphate binding; oxoglutarate dehydrogenase (succinyl-transferring) activity
Source: RefSeq, a predicted model, not a curated record